Molecule: messenger RNA, 618 nt
Organism: Fusarium mangiferae
Lineage: Eukaryota; Fungi; Ascomycota; Sordariomycetes; Hypocreales; Nectriaceae
Product: putative het-c2 protein
Exons: 4
Coding region: 1-618 (205 amino acids)
Biological process (GO): ceramide transport; intermembrane lipid transfer
Cellular component (GO): membrane; cytoplasm; cytosol
Molecular function (GO): ceramide 1-phosphate binding; ceramide 1-phosphate transfer activity
Source: RefSeq, a predicted model, not a curated record
AUGUCUGCUGUCUAUCCUCCCGGUGGUACCAUCGUCCAGUCGCUCAAGCGAACCUUCGCCGACGUCCCCGUCGAUGAGGCCAACGGCAAUGCUGUCUCUACCGUUGAGUUCCUUGAGGCUUCCGAGUCCCUGACCACCAUCUUUGAUGCUAUUGGUGGUGUUGCUUUCGGCCCCGUCAAGAAGGAUAUCCUUGGCAACGUCGAGAAGCUCCGUGCUCGCCACGCCGCUGCUCCCGCCGAGUCCGCUACUGUCCAGGACCUUGUCCGUAACGAGCUCAAGACUGGCAAGCACACUGCCACCGAGGGCUGCCUCUGGCUCGUCCGUGGUCUUGACUUCACCAAGCAGGGCCUUGAGCACAACGUCCAAAACCCCUCCGUCGAACUCUCCGACUCCUUCCGCGACGCAUACGGCAACACUCUGAAGCCCCACCACAGCUUCAUGGUCAAGCCCAUCUUCAGCGCUGCCAUGUCCGCUGUUCCCUACCGAAAGGACUUCUACGCCAAGCUUGGUGACAACCCUGAGAAGGUCCAGGCCGAUCUCGAGGCUUAUCUUGCUUCCUUCUCCAAGGUCGUUGCCAUCCUCAAGGAAUUCAUCAACAGCAAGGAGGCCAAGUGGUAA